This is a messenger RNA of Plenodomus lingam JN3, 804 nucleotides long. The record is from RefSeq and is a predicted model, not a curated record. NCBI's taxonomy places the organism in Eukaryota, Fungi, Ascomycota, Dothideomycetes, Pleosporales, Leptosphaeriaceae.
AUGUUUGGCCUGCGUGUCGGUCAUACGAUAAACUCCGUAGUCGCCAACACGCGUCCUCACGGAUGCUUUGUGACAAAGGCAAAUUCACGAGCUCAAGAAUAUAUUUUAGAAUUUUUCCUUACCACUAACAAGCGAAUCUGUUCGAGCUCUCCUGUGAAAGGAAGAACGGCAACAGCGGAUCGAGUGCACCGCCAUGUCAUUGUUCGGGACUACGAUAAGCCUAUAUACAUGGCGAGUUCCAGGGCUAGCACAACCCCCUCCUGGCACGCCUUUUUGAUCGGCCUAGACCUUGCUAUCAAGGAGGAUUUCGAGAAACCGUCAGGGGCACGAGGGAAGAUGGGCACGCGAGCGUUCAUGGCGAUCAGGAUACUCCACGACGAUGACCAGCAUUCUUUCAUGCACGACCUAGAAUCUUUCUUUUGGGUGCUAUUUUGGAUAUGCAUUCAUUGCGACGGGUCGCAGGCAAGAGUGGUCCAAGAAUUCGAUACAUGGAACUAUGCGAACAUGGAGGUGCUAGCCCAGCAAAAGCUGGGCAUAAUAUCAGACGAUCGCAUGUUUCGCAACGCUACCCUCGAACACUUCACAGACUAUUAUCAGCCGCUGAUCCCCUGCGUUGACGAACUGCGGAGAAAGAUAUUCCCUCAAGGUAGAAGAUGGGAAGUUCCGAACCCGAAGCUGUACUCGGAUAUGAGGAAGAUUCUUUGGGCAGCACGAGAGAAGAUGGAGAAGAUGGAGAAGAUGGAGAAGAUGGAGAAGAUGGAGAAGAUGGAGAAGAUGGAGAAGACGGAGAAGAUGGAGGGGUAA